Linum trigynum is the source of this 255-nucleotide messenger RNA. NCBI's taxonomy places the organism in Eukaryota, Viridiplantae, Streptophyta, Magnoliopsida, Malpighiales, Linaceae. The record is from the annotation of a GenBank genome assembly.
AUGGAAGGGAUGGAGCUCCGCGCUACUGAUCAGGCAACACAAUUGGCGCAGAUGCACGAAAUUCUUCGUCGGUUGGAUGCGAGCCGGAAUCACGACGACGUGCUGGUUGCCAGAGUUUGGCCUAGUGAUCGUGGUAUGUUGCCUCUUCCGAAUCAAGGUCGACUAGUAGCUGAGCCUGCCACACAGUUGCAAGCUCCUCAGGGUCUGGCUCGAGAAAUUCAGGUCGAAGAGCAGGAGAAUUUACCUCCACCUUGA